This is a messenger RNA of Vanessa atalanta (red admiral), 2214 nucleotides long. RefSeq names its product glucose dehydrogenase [FAD, quinone]-like. NCBI's taxonomy places the organism in Eukaryota, Metazoa, Arthropoda, Insecta, Lepidoptera, Nymphalidae. The record is from RefSeq and is a predicted model, not a curated record. Gene Ontology annotation, molecular function: flavin adenine dinucleotide binding; oxidoreductase activity, acting on CH-OH group of donors. The transcript has 4 exons. The coding region runs from base 1 to 2214 and encodes 737 amino acids.
AUGGAGACAGUUUGGCGGCCUGCUGAUAUCAGCAGUAUUUGUCCUGAACAGCAAGCACCUCUGACACAAUGUUCGGGAACAGGCUUCAUGUUUUUGACUCUCGUAACUCAAUUAUUUGGCGGUGUAUCAUAUAGUGUACCGGAACUUAAGGAAAAUCCAUACCAAAGAUAUUUGUAUCCACAAAGUUACCCAUCAUUUCCAGAAAGUUCCAUAAGGUCAACCUAUGAUUAUCCUUUACAAGCCUAUAAGUCUGAUUUCAAUUUUGAAACAUUUCAUCCAAUACCAUCGUAUCAAGGAAAGAGUUACCAAUCAAAAUCUUAUAACCCGUACAGCCAACCUAGUUAUAACGGUUUUAAAAAUGACUAUUCCAAAUUCGAAUCUAAGUUACCAGUUUUCGACUUCGAUUUUCUAAAAAAUUCAUUUGAUGAUUUAAUGACUGCUGGAGCAAUGCCAGCACAGGUUGAAACGAAGUCAAAAAUGGAGUCAAAAAGAACUAAGAGAGAAAGAAGAUCAAGAAAGAAGAGACACUCCGAAGAAUAUGAUUUCAUUAUCAUCGGAGCUGGUUCCGCUGGAUGUGUUCUAGCAAAUCGUCUGUCAGAAGUAAAGAAAUGGAAGGUGCUUCUAAUAGAAGCAGGACCUGAAGAGCCAGAUGUAACAAUGGUGCCUGCAUUUCCCCCCGUUCUUGGAAGAUCUAAUAUCGACUGGAAUUACAGGACACAGCCAGAAAAACUAACUUGCAGAUCCAUCAGAGGUCAAACAUGUGCCUGGACAAGGGGCAAGACUAUGGGAGGAUCCAGUGCAGUCAACUACUUAGUGUAUAUGAGAGGAAACAAACGCGACUAUGACAACUGGGCAGAACUCGGCAAUCAUGGCUGGAGUUAUCGAGAAGUCUUACCAUACUUCAAAAAGUCUGAAAAUAAUAGAGAUAUAGAAUCUCAUGAUAAAUAUUAUCAUUCAGUUGGUGGUCCCUUAAACGUUGAAAGAUUUUCGUAUGUCGAUGUAAAUACAAUGAUGUUAGUUGAAGCCUUUAAAGAAAAAGGUUUACCAAUAAGAGAUUUAACUAAAGAAGAUAAUAUCGGAACUGAUAUAGGACUAUCUACUUCUAAAGAUGGACGACGAGUAUCAACAAACAUUGCAUUUAUCAAACCAAUACGAAAUGUCAGACCUAAUUUACAUAUCGAAGUAAAUGCCUUCGUUACUAAAAUUAUAAUAGAUCCUCAUACAAAGACUGCUCAUGGAGUGAAUUAUAUCAAAGAUGGUAUCGAGCAUUAUGUGUAUGCUAAAAGGGAAGUUAUUCUCAGUAGUGGAGCAAUAAAUUCCCCAAAAAUACUUAUGCUGUCGGGUAUCGGUCCUAAGCAUCACCUAGAAAGUUUAAAUAUACCUGUACUAUCUGAUUUAAAUGUAGGUCAAAAUUUACAAGACCAUGUAACCACUGAAGCCUUGACUAUAUCUCUAUCAAACAAAACUUCAACUUUAGUAAGUGAGCAUGAAUUAUUAAAUGAGGUUUAUAAAUACCAACAACAACAUCCUAAAAAGCAUGGACCAUUGGCAACAACUAGUACUUUAAACGGUAUAGCCUUCAUCAGAACGAAAUAUGAAUAUGAAAACGUACCAGACAUUCAAUUUCACUUUGACGCAAGAAACGUUGAAGAAUUUUAUUCAGAUCCCACGACAUACAUAGCAACGAACAUACUGCCUCUGUCUUUCUAUAAUGGUCUUGCAGCGAGACCUCUCUUACUUGUACCAAAAAGUAGAGGAAUUAUUCUAUUGAAUCAUACUGAUCCAAUUUUUGGACCACCAUUAAUAUAUCCAAGAUUUUUCACGGUAAAAGAGGAUUUAGAUGUAUUAGUAGAAGGUUUACGGUAUGCUGUUAGUUUAGAAGAAACAGAUGCAUUCAAGCACAGUGGUGCAAGUUUUGUUAAAAUACCAGUACAAGGCUGUACAGAAUAUAUUUGGGGGACAUAUGACUAUUUCGCAUGUUUGCUUAUAGAAUAUACUGGCACGAUAUAUCAUCCAGUUGGCACAUGCAAAAUGGGCCCUGAAUGGGAUACAGACGCAGUUGUUGAUCCGAAAUUACGUGUUUACGGUAUUAAAAAAUUAAGAGUAAUUGACUCUUCUAUUAUGCCAGUUAUAAUUAGGGGUAACACGAACGCACCAACAAUCAUGAUAGCAGAAAAAGCAUCAGACUUAAUCAAAAGAGAGUGGUUAUCGUAA